AUGACGCUGCAGCAGGGCCGGCGCUGGCAGGACAGGCCCAGCGAGGCGAAGUACAAGGGCCGUCGCUUUGGGGACUGGCGCCAAGAGCUCGUAUUCAUCGGCCAGAACAUGCGACAGGAGGAGAUCCGUCGGGCGCUCGACGGGGCCCUUGUGCCGGAGCAGAUUGCGGACAAGCUCGCGGACAAGUUCGUGCUCGGAGCGCCUUCCGGCGAAGAGGGCCCGCACAACGGGGGCGUGACGAUCGGCGUCGGCACGGACUCGAGGAAGAGAACACGGCACAAUCAUACACUUUCUUUUGACGUCACUUCCCCGAGCAGGUGCGUUCAUCUGCGACCGCAGCCGUCGCGCGUGCGCUUCAAUCCCCUUGCCGAGGAGGCUCAGUUUUUGCACGCUAAUUCGUCUGCGGGCCAUCCAUUGGAGUCGCUAUGUCGCCUGAUGUUCUUGAGAAGAAUCUCGGGCCGUAGAGCAUUUGAGGGUUUUCUAUAG
Messenger RNA from Prorocentrum cordatum, 486 nucleotides. Lineage: Eukaryota; Dinophyceae; Prorocentrales; Prorocentraceae. The record is from the annotation of a GenBank genome assembly.